AUGGCGGCCCUCUCGACCACCUACGCCACCGCCAGGCACUCUAGCUGCCGCUGCACUGGGGCCGACCUCAACCUGGUCGCGCUCCAUCCCCAAGCCGUCAUCGCCCUGCGCACCAGCCUGCGGCCUCUACUGGUGACGGCAUUGCCGGCGGCGGCGGUGCUGGCGACGCUGGCGGCGGCGAGGAAGGCGAUGAGCUCCCUGCCCCCAGCCAUGCCCAAGAAACCGAAGAUUUGGGAGGUGAUGAGCCAGAAGUUUCCCGACUUGGAGGCGUCCCAGGUGUACUACACGCUGGGCACCGGGGUGUGCGCCGCGGUGCCAGCCGGCGCCGGGUACUUCUUCCGAGCCUUUUCAGAUGGCAACGACAAGCACAGCACGCUGAAGGACAGCGUCACCACUGAGCUGUGCGCGCUCAAGAUGCAGUAUGUCCAGCUUGACUGCAAGCUGGACAAGCUCGACAGCAGGAUGACCCAGCUCGACACCAAGAUGGACCAGGGCAUGAGCCAGCUUGACUGCAGGAUGAGCCAGCUUGACGAGGGGAUAAAGGGCCUCCGACAGGAGCUCAGCAGCACGGUGCAGCUGGUGAGCAAUGCCAAGGCCGUGGUUGGCUGCGCGGCCGUCGGGGGUGUCAUAUAUGCCUUCUACACUAGGCGCUAG
Chlorella variabilis is the source of this 654-nucleotide messenger RNA. RefSeq lists its product as hypothetical. The record is from RefSeq and is a predicted model, not a curated record. The transcript has 3 exons. The coding region runs from base 1 to 654 and encodes 217 amino acids. NCBI's taxonomy places the organism in Eukaryota, Viridiplantae, Chlorophyta, Trebouxiophyceae, Chlorellales, Chlorellaceae.